AGAAAACUCCCACUUCACACUGAGUUCAGCUUACUGGACUUUGAAAUAUUCCCAGACUCUCCUGGGAUUUGUGUGUUUCAGACGGCAGACUGAUCGUUUGUCCCUUCAGAUCGAGUUGAAGGACAUUACAAUCAUCAUCAUGAGUAAGGAAGCCCGUCCAUCCUGGGACAGUCCCAUGCAGUUUGUCCUGGCGUGUGUGUCUUAUGCUGUGGGACUCGGGAACGUCUGGCGUUUUCCGUAUCUCUGCCAAAUGCAUGGAGGAGGUGGUUUUCUGAUCCCAUAUCUGCUGAUGCUGUUUCUGGAGGGGAUUCCUCUCUUCUGUAUGGAGCUGGCCAUCGGUCAGAAGAUGCGUCUGGGCAGCAUCGGCGCGUGGACGGCCAUCAGCCCGUAUCUGGGUGGACUGGGUAUUGCCAGUGUUGUGACCUCCAUGUACCUGUGUCUGUACUACAACGUCAUCAACGCCUGGAGCUUCUGGUAUCUCUUCCAUUCAUUUCAGUCGGUGCUGCCGUGGGCCGAGUGUCCCGUCAAUGCGAACCGCACUGGGUAUCUGGAGGAGUGUGAGGUGGCUUCAUCCACUCAGUACUUCUUCUACCGCGAGACGCUGAACAUCUCGUCGUCCAUCGAUGAGAACGGAGGCCUUCACAUGGGUCAGGCGCUCUGUCUGCUGCUGGCCUGGAUCAUCGUCUACCUCUUCAUCGUCAGAGGCGUCAAAUCCACCGGCAUGGUGGUUUAUUUCACAGCUACGUUUCCGUACGUGGUUCUGAUCAUCUAUCUGAUCCGCGGCGUCACUCUUCAUGGAGCCUGGAACGGAGUCAAGUACAUGUUCACACCUAAACUGGAGCAGCUGGCGAAUCCUCAGACGUGGAUCAACGCUGCCACUCAGAUCUUCUUCUCUCUGGGUCUGGGCUUCGGCUCUUUGAUCGCUUUCGCCAGUUACAACCAUCACAACAACAACUUCGAGAAGCAGGCGGUCGUCGUCUCGCUCAUCAACAGCUGCACGUCUGUGUUCGCCAGCAUCGUCACCUUCUCCAUCUACGGCUUCAAGGCCACCUUCAACUACGAGAGCUGUUUGGAAAGGAUAAGGCUGCUGCUGCUCAAUACGUUCAAUCUGUCGGAGGAGAGCAUCAGCGCUGAGAACAUCACGACAUGGAUCCAUCAUCUGAACAUCACUCAUCCAGAGAGGUUUGCAGCCAUCGCUUCAAAGAUCGAGCUCUGCAGUCUGGAGGCGGAGCUCGACACGGCGGUGGAGGGCACGGGUCUGGCGUUUAUCGUGUACAGCGAGGCCAUCAAGAACAUGCCGCUGUCUCAGCUCUGGUCUGUGCUGUACUUCGUCAUGCUGCUGCUCUUAGGGAUGGGGAGCAUGCUGGGAAACGUCACGGCCAUCAUCACGCCGCUGGCAGACAUCAAGCUCCUGUCGCGCUCCCUCAGCAGCGAGAGCAUCAACGGUCUGGUUUGUCUGCUCUGUUUGCUGCUGGGUUUUGGUUUCACCAGCCGCUCGGGAAACUACUGGUUCACCAUCUUCAACGAAUACGCGGCCACGCUGUCGCUGCUCUUCAUCGUCUUCAUUGAAGUCAUCAGUGUGUGUUACAUCUACGGACUGAGAAGGUUUGAGAAGGACAUCGAGGACAUGUUGGGUCAUCGGCCGAACUGGUAUUGGAAGGUGAUGUGGGCAGUGGUCAGUCCUCUGCUCCUCUUCAGUCUCUUCAUCUUCUACAUCAUAAACUACAUCCAGGGAGGCACGCCGACGUACCAGGCCUGGGACAAAGAUCUGGGUCGGUCGGUGGUGAAGGAGUAUCCGGUGUACGGUCAGGUUUUCAUCGCUCUGUUGCUGCUGUCAGCGCUCAGCUGUGUGCCGCUCGCCGCUCUUCACUCCGUCUUCAGGAGAAAGCCGCUCCGCCGACACCGUCACGUCUGACGCAAACACACACGCUUGGGACCUAUAUUAGUAUUAUUUGUUUGUGAAUUCGAUGCUCGUGUUCUGAACAUUUUCAGUUUAUGGCUGGUUGUACAAUACAUUAGUACAGAAAACAAGCUGUUAGGACUUUUUAGGUUUAUAUUUCCUUCAGAAAACAUGACUGAUGAAACAGGAUCAGAUUCAUUAUUAAGGGCUUUUUUCUGUAACACUUUACUUGAAGCCUUUAUGUAUAAUGCAUUAUAAUCCAAUUUCAUAAUGUACAUUUUAAUGCAUUAUAUCUUUUCAUAAAUAAUUGCAACCAAAGUUAAAAUGCAUUAUAAUAGUUGAAGGUUUGUUUGUCGUAUGUUUUAAUGCAUUUCACUUCUUAAAGAUGUAUGAAUGAAUAGGUAAGUAUUAUGUGGUUUCAAUUAUUCAUGAAAUUAUGCAUUAAUGAUGCAUGCAUAUAUUUUUUUUAAUGUUUAGCAAUUUUUUUGUUCAAGUUCUCCAUUUAUAUUGGAUAUUUUUUGCAACCUUUCAUGUAACAUUUACUUUGAAAAGGUAUAAUUAAGGCAUUCAACUAAUUUUUAAUUAAAUUUUUUUUACUUAUGCACUAUAUACUGUAUAAAGGCUUUAAGAAAAGUGUUACCCUUUUUUCUUACUACAACAAUAAAACUAUGCACAAUAUAUAAACAGCAGAUAAAGAUCCAAACAGACUUAAUAUCUGGAUUUAGUCACAUUUAGUGCAACCGAUUGAGAAUGUAAACUGUGUAAAUAAUACGUUUUUACUGCGGUUCAUGUGUUAUUUUAAAAGAAAAUAAAUUUUGUAUAUUUGUCAAAUCACAAUGUUUAAUAUGUCUGUGAAAUGAACAAUGACUGUGAUGUUUGACGGGUAGAAAUAUCAUCAGACUCAAUUUUUUAAAUGUAGAACUUGUGUAUUUGGAGUAAUCAUAUAUAUAUAUAUAUAUACAUAUAUAUAGUGAAUUUUGGAUCGUAAUCUUCAAGCACUGUAUUUUAUGCCAAAACAAAAGUCUGAAUUGUCUGAAAAAACUGAAUUGAAGUCCUGAACUCUUUUCUUUUAGUACUUUGUCUUGUUUGACAGCGCUUGAAACGUCAUCCUGUAUUUAGUUAUACAUUAAUACAUAAUGCAUAAUAGUAUAUUAUUUUAUAUGUUUUCUUAUAUUUUUUUUUAAUGUUUAGCAUAGUUUUUGCAACCUUUCAUGUAAUAUUUACUCUGAAAAGCUUAAUGAAAGCGUUAUUGCAUGCUGAUUUUUUUAUUUAGUUUUUUUUGUCCUUUUUUCAGACAGAGACAUGCUCACAAUGAAUAUCACUAUAAAAAUCGCAAAAGCAGCAUAAACAUUAAUAAAUCAGUGUUUGGAACAACGUGUGUAAAUGAUUUUAUG
Onychostoma macrolepis is the source of this 3294-nucleotide messenger RNA. Its product is annotated as sodium- and chloride-dependent transporter XTRP3-like. NCBI's taxonomy places the organism in Eukaryota, Metazoa, Chordata, Actinopteri, Cypriniformes, Cyprinidae. The record is from RefSeq and is a predicted model, not a curated record. Gene Ontology annotation, biological process: sodium ion transmembrane transport. Bases 140 to 1915 code for a protein of 591 amino acids. Gene Ontology annotation, cellular component: plasma membrane. Gene Ontology annotation, molecular function: L-proline transmembrane transporter activity. The transcript is spliced from 11 exons.